AUUUUCAGAUUAAUGCUUAUGAUCCCAUCCCACAUCCAAAAAAUGAAAUGAAAUUGGCCCAAAAUACGUAAAAUUCGAAGUAUAAAACCCAAAAAAUGAAAUAUAGAUAUAUAUACAUUUUGUAUACAAGCAUCCCCACCAACCCUACUGCGCUGUGAUCCCAUAUAGCUAAUAAAAGCAUUUCAUGAAACUGUUCUCUUAGUUGCGACGGCAAGCCAAAAGCAUUAGCGGCAAAAUAAGCUUUUGUUCAGAAAAGGGUUUUUUUUACAGAGUGCUCUAAGUUUCAUCAAUGGCGUCCAGAUUGGUUUGGGCUUCGAGAGCUGCUUCUUAUCUCAGGAUCUCUAUUCCCUAUAGAGGGUUUGCUUCUGUUGUGAAGGACUUGAAAUAUGCUACCUCUCAUGAAUGGGUGAAAGUAGAAGGGGACAAAGCAACUGUUGGCAUAACUGAUCAUGCCCAAGAUCAUUUAGGUGAUGUUGUCUAUGUUGAAUUACCAGAAGUUGGAACCUCUGUUAAACAGGAUGGCAGCUUCGGUGCAGUAGAGAGCGUUAAAGCUACCAGUGAUAUUAACUCUCCUGUAUCAGGGAAAAUUAUUGAGGUCAAUGAAGAGCUCAGCAGUUCCCCUGGUCUGGUGAACUCAAGUCCAUAUGAAAAUGGAUGGAUAAUUAAGGUGGAGGUUAGUGACAGUGGUGAACUGAAAAACUUGAUGGACUCUGAGCAGUACUCCAAGUUCUGUGAAGAAGAAGAUUCAAAGCACUGAGAGUUCAUAGAGAUGUUUGAUGAAUUCAGCAGCUGGGAGAGAGAACUCUGCUUCAGAUCAGUUUCUUUCUCUGGGUUGGCCAGAGAGUGCACAUUUCUUCCUUUUCUUUUUCUUCUGUUUUCUGGAUUUUCUUUCCUUUGUAAGACUCACGAAAUUGGUGGAAAUUUUCCCACCCAGAUAAAUAAUUUAAUCUCUUUGAGUCUGGCAAUCUGCAACUAGUGGUGUAAUAAUGGAAAAUUUUGAAAAUUAUAAUGGUACAAUUUUUUUUCAUCUCCA
This is a messenger RNA of Benincasa hispida (wax gourd), 1033 nucleotides long. Its product is annotated as Single hybrid motif superfamily protein. Gene Ontology annotation, cellular component: glycine cleavage complex; cytoplasm; mitochondrion. Gene Ontology annotation, biological process: glycine decarboxylation via glycine cleavage system; protein lipoylation. The record is from RefSeq and is a predicted model, not a curated record. NCBI's taxonomy places the organism in Eukaryota, Viridiplantae, Streptophyta, Magnoliopsida, Cucurbitales, Cucurbitaceae.